AUGACCGGAAAAGAAGAAACCAACCACUCCACGGAGGUUGCCGCCGUCCGAACUCUCGAACAGACUCCCACUUGGGCUCUGGCCACCGUUUGUUUCUUUUUCAUCGCUGUUUCCAUUUUUAUAGAGCGUCUUAUUAAUCUUCUCUACACUAGACUUGAGAAAAACAGAAACAAAUCGUUACUUGAAGCUGUAGAAAAGCUCAAAUCGGUUCUAAUGGUGCUAGGAUUCAUGUCACUGAUGCUAAAUGUGACCGAAGGAGAAGUUUCAAAGAUAUGCAUUCCCACAAAGUAUGCGAAUCGAAUGUUGCCUUGCCAUAAAAGCAAAACAUUACUUGAUGAUGAAGAUGAUAAUGAUCACGACAACAACUUCGUUCAUCGUUGCUCCAAGGUUCUGCUUGACCCUUACCAUGCAUCAUUUUUUUCAAUUCUAGUUUCAAUUGCUGUUGACAUGGACGGGAAAACGUCACUCGUAUCACAAGAAGGGUUGACUCAGUUGAGUUUCUUCUUCUUUGUGUUGGCAUGCAUGCAUAUUCUCUUCAAUCUUGCCACUCUUCUCCUUGGAAUGGUCAAGAUGAGGCGAUGGAAUUCGUGGGAGAGGGAGACCCAAACGGUAGACUAUUUAGCAGCAAGCGAUCCAAAUAGGUUCAGAAUAACAAGAGAAACCACAUUUGCUCGACGACACCUGAGUGUUUUCAGCGAAACAUCGAUUCAACUUUGGAUUAAAUGUUUCUUCAGGCAAUUUUUCAACUCGGUGGCGAAAGUCGACUACCUCACACUCCGUCAUGGAUUUAUAUUUGCUCAUCUAUCGUCCAAUAAUUCUUUCAACUUCCAAAAGUAUAUACAGAGAUCUUUACAUGAAGAUUUCAAAACUGUGGUUGGUAUCAGUCCCUUAAUGUGGCUAAUCGUGGUCAUCUUUAUGCUUCUCGACGUUCGUGGUUGGAGAGUAUAUUUUUGGAUGUCAUUUGUGCCACUAAUUAUGGUUCUGGUGAUCGGGACGAAACUAGAAGUGAUAGUGACGAAAAUGGCGGUCACAAUAAAGGAUCAAAACAGUGUGAUUAGAGGAAGCCCUCUCGUUGAGCCAAACGACAAGCAUUUCUGGUUUUGCGCUCCUCGGUUGCUCUUAACCAUUCUACACUACACGUUGUUUCUGAACACCUUCGAGUUGGCAUUUUUUUUGUGGAUCACUUGGAAAUUUGGGAUUAACUCUUGCUACCAUGAAGACCGAGAGGUCGUCAUCACACGACUCGUAUUAGCGGUUACGGUCCAGAUAUUGAGCAGCUACGUUACACUACCUCUCUAUGCCCUUGUAACUCAGAUGGGAUCAAGUUACAAGAGAGCAAUCUUAGAAGAACAAAUAACAAAUGUGUUAAGGCAAUGGCAUGGUAGGGUUAGAGAGAAGAGGAAGAGAAACCAAACGCCAAUAACCGAUGAAAACAGUGACAAUAGUAACCGUGAUGUAGAUUCUGGCGAGAGCCCGAUUCAGUCAGAAGUUAUUUCUGAUUUCAGAUUUUCGAGUGAACAACCACCGAUAUUGCAAGAGAUAUCGAUACCAAUCAAACUGAAACGUGAUGAGAUUGAAGGAAAGUGA
Messenger RNA from Thlaspi arvense, 1587 nucleotides. NCBI's taxonomy places the organism in Eukaryota, Viridiplantae, Streptophyta, Magnoliopsida, Brassicales, Brassicaceae. The record is from the annotation of a GenBank genome assembly.